AGAGAGAGAGAGAGAGAGGGGGGGGGGAGGGUCUGGGAGAGAGACUCUCCCUCGCACUCUCUCUCGGGAACGGUGAAAUGCUUUCACAAUGUCUUCCUUAUCUUUGCCCCCAUUGCAGGACACGUCUUUGGUCGGACAUCCCCAGAUUACUCUCCUGUGAUGGCCUUUCGGUGGGUUGAUCCGUAGCUUGUUGAUGCUGAGUGGAGCGAUCGAUCCCUACCUUCGAUUCCCUAAGGAAAAGUGAAAGAAAUCUUUCCCUGGUGAUGUCGAUUAGAUGAAGUAUUUUGGAUUAGUGAUUAAGGUAACUUAAUCACAAAAGUUUAGGUUUUUCAGUGACAUAUACAAUCAUUUCUAUUGUGGACAAGUAUUGUCAAUGACAAUGCCAGCAUCAAAUGUGAAUAUAUCACUUGUAUCCAAGGAGGAACAGAUGUUGGGAUUGCAUUUUGGCAGAAAAAUCAUGAGUUUGGCGGGUGAUGAGUUUGAGGAUUCCAUUCCGGAAAAUCAGAUAUUUGCUGAGAUUUUCUUGGAGUUUGACGAGAAUGGUGUCAGCAAAACCAAUGAUGCAUUCGAUACUGGGGAUUUUAGACUAAGUGAGGAUUCCCUGAGUAAAGUGCUUGUUAACACCAGCUAUGAAAGUGGCAUCUCAGCGAGUUUAUCUCUUGAAGAGUCAACUGACAAUGCUUUCAAGCAUGAAAAGAUGAAUCUUGAGCAUGGACAAGAAUGUCCGAAGAGCAGUUUCUCGUAUUGGGCUAAAUCAGAUGUCCAUAAAAUAAAUUUGAAGCAGAUGAAUCUUUCAUUUAGCCAGCAUUUAAGCUUCAAGGAUAGUGCUCAAAGAUGUAAUAGUGUUUGUCAAAUAAAACCAUGCCACAUUGUUGAAUCUUUCGAUCAGAGUAUCAAAUCUAGCUACUAUGUGUUUGAUUCUGUGGAUGUUUUCUGUGACCUCAGUGAUGAAAGACAAAGUACACAGAAGCAUAAUGGAAAUACAAAUGCUAAUUUAAACAGCUCUCCUUGUCCUCAAGAAGAUCAUGCUCCUACGAAGUUGAUGCCUGUCACACCUGUCACUACCAAAGAGUUGCCUCUGCCACUGACGUACAUGAACAUAAAAAAGACAUUGUUGAAUACCCCGAAUUCGAAGACAGUCGAUGUUGGAGGAAACAGGGCCUUGCCGACAGAUCUGUCCACCAGUCUUCGUUCACAUGCCCAUCACCUCUUGAUGGAUGCUGGCUGGAAGAUUUGUAUUCAUUCAAGGAAAGAUGGACGCAAAUUUGAUUUAAUUUAUUAUCCACCAGCAGAAGGAGCUCAACUAUAUUCACUUAGUAGAGCUUGGAUAUCAUGUGGUGUCGAGUUAUCUGCAAAUACUUCAAAUAUAAGAGAGGAAGAAAGUGGAAGAGUAUGGACUGAUAUCAAUGCAUUUUCUGGAGACUUAGCAGAUGUCCUGGAGUUCAUCAAAAUGGAAAUUCGGCACCCUGAAAACUCCCUGUCUCUUCUGCAGCGUUGGGUUCUUCUUGAUCCAUUCGUGGCUGUUGUGUGCAUCAAUAAAAAGAUCAGUGCCCUGCGAAAGGGAACUGCAGUAAAAGCAGUAAAUAGUAUGACAACUGUUCUCGGAGGAACUGAAAGUUUGGGCUUACUGAGGAGUGAUGUCAAUGGGGUUCUGCAUAAUUCACGUUCACUAUGCAGUUCAGAGCGGAGUCUUCUUUCAGAUAUUGUGUCUGAUGGCAAGAGUUCUGCGCUAGGUUGUCCUGCUCCUGAUUUAAGAGACAAGCGUAACCAUCACAGGGUACGCCAAGAACAUUUCUUUAAGGCAAGUGCAGAAAGUAGAAGCAUUCGAAGCCUCGAUGGACAAAAAUGGAAAGGAUGUCAUGAUGCUAGGGAUUUGCUUGGCAGGGAUUCCAAAGCAUCAUGUAUGUUGCAUAAAUUAAACCUAUCAUCUGGCGUUCCCAAAGUGAUCCAGAAAGAUUCGUGCUUAUCUAGUUCACUAAGACUCCCGACAGAAGCUGCAAGCCAGAAAAAUGAGAAACUGUUCUUGAAUAAAAUCCUUAGUGCUGAUAGUCCUAACAAACAGUCAGUAGUUCAUCCUAAAGAGAAGAGAUCACAUCAAGAUACAGACAGCCUCUCUAAGAAGGCACAACUUGGUCGUGUGGACACACAGGCUUUUAAUGCAAAGGAAGUCACUGAACAGCACAGAUCAAGUUGCUCUAAAGGAGGUCAUAGAGUUGAAAGUUCCAUGGAAUAUCCAGUUGCACAUGAGAAUGAAGUGAUAGAAGAACGAAAGAGAACCUCUGGUAGCUAUGGUAACUUAUCCACAGCAAAUCAGUCAUCUCAACAUCAAAUGAACGAGCAACAUAACGUAUUGCUUUAUCCUCCAGGGGGAACUUUGUUUUUUACAAUGGAUGAUAACCAGAGGGAACCACUAUUAGCUCACUUGGUUACCACUAAUGCCAAUGGCAGCACAAAUAUCCAUCAACAAGUGCAACCUUUGGUAUAUCAAGCAAACCUAGUGACAGGAGUUUUUGUCGUUGGCACUAACAAUAAUAUGCUAUAUAAUGUGGGCUUUCCGGUCUAUCAGGGAGUUCUAAAUCCAGUGAACCAAGAUGGCCUUGGGGCGACUAAAGAGCUGGCAACGAGGAGCACUGAAAAUGAGAUAGUUCAGCAUAAAAGGAAAAAACAAAGAAUUUCCAGAGCUUCAAAAUGUGAAACUAAGCAAACAUUUGAGACUCCCUUAGUCACAAAGGCACAAAAUAAAAAGAAUAUAUCAAAGAUCAAAGAAGCCAAAAUGGGUGGCCAAACUGCUAUAGCAAAUCCACCCAGUCAAAACUACAGAGAGGUUGUCGGAUUUGAUGGAGAUGAGAUAUCAGAGUCCAAUUCAGGCUGCUUAAAAGAGUCAAGUCUUGAAAAGAAGAGUUUCAAUGUUUCAGAAAUUGGAAAGAAGUAUGCUUCUCCAACAGUCAAAACUAGUUCUAGGAUGAUACAUAAGAAUACUGCAAAACUGGGAGUAAGAGCAAGGAAGAGGUAUAACAAGGAUGAGAGGGGUUGGCCUAUAAUGGAUUUGGGGGAUAGAGGAGAUACAUUGAUGAAACUAAAUCAAAACGAUGUGCUUGAGCUUAGGUUGUCUGAAGGUGAUAGCAAUCACCUUAGAAUGAACUCACAGAAAUCUACCUGUUGCAGAUCCUCCCACCCUAGGAACUCAUCUGAAAAGAAAAAUGUACAGGAGCAGCUUCUUGAUUUUACAGAAUCGAAUAGUAUGUUGUAUAACAUUAGCAUUUCCCAAGAGCCCCAUCGUGAAAGCUGCUUACAUACUUCUGUGAUUCUGCUUGACGGCAAGCUUCCAUUUUCUGGGAACAACCUCGAAGUUAGCAAAGUAAAGAGGCCAGAAAUAUUUAAGGAAAAUAAGCAGAAGCAGCAGAGUAAGGGUCACGCCAAUGAUGAUGACCUUUUUAUUGCUACUAUUGUCAAACGAAAAGGAUGCAGGUCUGCUAGUAGAGAGAUCAUUUCAAAAGUGGGGUCAUUGGAUGCAUCUGAAAAGCUGAGAAGUCGAAAUGGAGAUCACAAAUUAUUUCAGAACAAUGCAGGAGAAGGUGGAAAGAUAAGUAAUGUCAAGCGCUCCAUAGGACGAAGAACAGUGUUGUGUAGGUUGAUUGAAAUGGGGGUCAUAUCUGUACGUAACACAUUCCAGUAUUGUGAACUAAAGGAUAGCACGGUGGUAAAGGAUGGACGGGUCACUAAGAAUGGAAUUCUUUGUAGGUGCUGCAAGAAGUUCUUUUCAAUAUCCGAGUUUAAGCUUCAUGCAGGUGACAUGCUCCAAAAACCCUGUUUGAAUCUUUUCCUUCGCUCUGGUAAGUCAUACGUUCUCUGUCAACUUCAAGCUUGGUCUCUCGAGUACAAAACAAGGAAAGAUGCUAUUCCUGUGAUGGAUGAUGAGGAGACUGAACAAAAUGAUGACACCUGUGGACACUGUGGUGAUGGCGGUGAAUUAAUAUGCUGUGAUAACUGUCCCUCUUCUUAUCAUCAAGCAUGCUUACUUUCAAAGGAACUUCCAGAAGAUAGAUGGUAUUGUCCUAAUUGCAUUUGUGAUGUAUGUGGGGUUGUAGUUAACAUAAUGGAGGCACCAAGUGCCAUGGCCACUUUAGAAUGCUCACAAUGUCAACAUCGAUACCAUGAUAAAUGCAUAAAAGAGAAGGUCACACGUAAUGAAGAAGUGGCAUCUAGAACUUGGUUUUGUGGAGUUGACUGCCAAGAGGUUUACCUAGGUUUACGUUCUCUUGUGGGUGUCAUGAACUGUGUUGGUGAUGGGUUCUCAUCAACAGUUCUUAGAUGCAAUCAUGGUGAUAAAACACUCCAGUCUGCAGAAGAAAUUGCUGUAGUGGCAGAAUGCAACAUGAAGUUGGCUAUUGCCUUGAGUAUUAUGGAGGAAUGCUUUCUACCCAUGGUAGAUCUAAAAACAGGAAUUGACAUGAUUCCACAUAUCUUGUACAACUGGGGGUCUAAACUUCCACGCUUGAACUAUAAAGGGUUCUACACUGCAGUGUUAGAAAAGAAUGAUGAGCUUAUCUCUGUAGCAUCCAUCAGGAUUCACAGUGUUAAGGUCGCAGAAAUGCCUCUUAUAGCAACUCGAUCUGAGCAUCGUCGCCGAGGAAUGUGCAGGCGCCUUUUGGCAGCAAUUGAAGAGAUGUUGAAAUCUUUGAAGGUUGAAAUGCUGGUUUUAUCGGCAAUUCCUACUUUAGUUGAAACCUGGACAUCAGUUUUUGGGUUCAAGCAACUUGAAGAUACUGAGAAAUGGCUACAAAACAUCGAUCUCAUGUCAUUUCCAGGGACAGUGUUGCUGAAAAAGAGCUUAUAUGAUGCAACAACUAAAACAUCAGCUACCAAUGAUGAAGUCCCAACCAGGCCGAGUUCUAGCGGCAUGCAGGGAAUGAUGAAGGACGGAAACACCCAGGAACGGUAAUGCAGAUGCCACAACAAAGCAUGGUAAAGAAUUUGAAUAUGUAUGAAGCUAAAAACACUUGAUUCGAAGCAUUUGUGAUUGUAGAUGUGGAGUUUAAAGUGUUAAACAAGCUGAAGCUUCGACAGUAGUUCGGCCAGUUUCCA
Messenger RNA from Musa acuminata subsp. malaccensis (wild Malaysian banana), 5085 nucleotides. RefSeq names its product increased DNA methylation 1-like. The record is from RefSeq and is a predicted model, not a curated record. NCBI's taxonomy places the organism in Eukaryota, Viridiplantae, Streptophyta, Magnoliopsida, Zingiberales, Musaceae. Gene Ontology annotation, molecular function: acyltransferase activity, transferring groups other than amino-acyl groups.